Molecule: messenger RNA, 606 nt
Organism: Schistosoma turkestanicum
Lineage: Eukaryota; Metazoa; Platyhelminthes; Trematoda; Strigeidida; Schistosomatidae
Source: the annotation of a GenBank genome assembly
GUCAAGUUGUGCGCUCAGCGACCUCAAGGGCAUCGCGAGGUGCUGAUUCCAUCCAGAUAACCAGUAAAGAUGGGUAACCCUAUAAAAAUGGAGAUCGACUUAACUACUCAAGUGUCGGAAGCUGCAAACAUUGAUCGGACUCUAGUCAGCCGUGUAAUUCCAAUGUUCGAGAAUGGCUAUACUGUGCCAUUUAUUGCACGCUAUCGAAAAGAAGUAACUGGGGGUGCGGAACCAACUGUGUUACAUAGACUGAAGGAAAAGAUGAACGACUGCAAAGUGCUUGUUGAUAAAAUCGAGAAGUCACUCCAGUUUUUUGAUAAAAAUGGAUUAUUAACCAAUGAAUUAUCGCAACAGUUGAUGAAAUGCAAAACAACUGAAGAUAUUAAGCUCCUGACAGAUCCCUUCAAGUCUAAGGGUCCGCGCACUCUCGCAGGUCGAGCAAAAGCUGUCAAUCUGGAACCUCUUGCUUUGGAUAUACUUCAUUCAAAUAAGUUUGUUGAUAUAUAUGGUCAGGCACCUCCAGAAGCCAAAAAGCUUAUGGGGAUGUUUUGGCUUAACAAAUUUUUUUGUUUCACGGCGACAAACCGUUGAUGCCUUCGAAUAGAG